UUGACAGUAUUAUAUCAACCUCCGGCAGCGCGUAGUCGUGUUGUGCUCGCCUUCGUUUAUAAAUCUCGCUUCUAAAACUCCGAAAGAAAGAGGAACUUCCAUUCAGAGUUUUUCGCGACGAAUGGUGAUUCGCAUACAGGGAUCUACGUGCGUGGGAGUCCCUUUACGACAGUUUCGAACAGUUUUGAAGGACAAAAAGAAGAAAUAAUCGAGUGAAUAAAGGCAGAAGAGACCAGAAGGAGGGAAGAAUUGGAGAAACAUUAGUUCUGUUAGUAUUUUAGUUCUCAAUUUUUUCUUUUCUUUCUCAAAAGAACUUGUUAAAAAUUCCCCCCACCCCAAAAAAACGUACCGGCAAGAUAAAACAAAAAGCUGCCGCGACGACAGACACGAGGGAAUCAUUAUAUUGAGACGUUCCGCGAAUUUGUGUUGCGUGUUUUGUGAGUGAUAAACGCUUAUCGUCGCGCGGCAACUGGAGACUUUUCGCGUCAGCAUCAGAGCACAGAUCGUUCUCCUUUUCAAAAAAGCUUCACCUUUGCCGCCUAAGUUUGAAGAGGGUUGCUUCUUCCUGGAUAACCGGAAGUGGCUAUUAAACGACAAAGGUAGAACAAUGUCGACACUCGAGAACAUCUUCUUUUGAAGCUUUACUCUCUUUCUUUCNCUCUCUCUCUCUCUCUCUUACGAAUCUUCAAGAUAAUAAUUCGAGCCUGUUGAGUCAUGCUGUGCCUCCUUGCGCUUCGUUCAAAGAUGCCUUUCAUGUUGUAAAUAAUACUGGAUGAAAGGUAGCUUCAGAUCGAAGAUGGGCAAGCUUUUGAGUCUUCUGGCUCGAGACGAGUCUACCUGUUGCACGCCUCAAAAGUACGACGUCUUUUUGGAUUUCGAAAAUGCACAACCUUCCGACAUAGAAAGGGAGACCUUUGAAGCGGUGCAAAGAGUUCUGAAAAAUUCAGAAUCUAUCUUAGAGGAGAUUCAGUGCUACAAAGGGGCAGGGAAAGAAAUCAGAGAGGCGAUUUCGGCGCCCACGGAGGAGUGUCAACGGAAAGCCUACCUGACUGUUGCCCCUCUGGUUGCCAAGCUGAAAAGAUUCUAUGAAUUUUCAUUAGAACUUGAAAAGGUCGUACCAAAGAUCCUGGGUCAAUUGUGCUCUGGCAACCUCUCGCCGACCCAACAUCUCGAAACCCAACAGGCUUUGGUGAAACAGCUGGCAGAAAUUCUGGAGUUCGUUUUAAAAUUCGACGAGCACAAGAUGAAGACCCCGGCUAUUCAGAACGACUUCAGCUAUUAUCGGAGAACAUUGACCAGAGCAUCUCUGGCGCGACAGGAAAAUGCCGAGAAGGACCUCGUGGUCGGCAAUGAGCUCGCCAACCGAAUGUCCUUGUUCUACGCCCACGCGACACCCAUGCUUCGUGUUCUGAGUCACGCGACCAUUACUUUCUUGAUGGACAACGAAGAUGUAGCACGUGAGAACAUUACAGAAACGCUUGGUACCAUGGCCAAGGUUUGCCUGCGCAUGUUAGAAAAUCCGAAUCUACUGGCGCAAUUCCAACGAGAGGAAACUCAACUCUUUGUUCUGAGAGUGAUGGUAGGGUUAGUGAUCCUUUAUGAUCACGUUCAUCCCCAAGGUGCCUUUGUUAAGGGUUCGAAUGUCGAUGUUAAAGGCUGUGUGAAGCUGUUGAAGGAACAACCACCCUGCAAAAGCGAGGGUCUACUGAACGCUCUCCGCUACACCACCAAGCACCUGAACGAGGAGAACACACCGAAAAACAUCAAGAACCUGCUAGCAGCAUGAUUACCGAAGCAGCGCGGCUGCUGCAUUCGAAGCUGAGACAAUUGCCUGCUAAAAUGUCGGAAGCUGAACGCAAUGCCAUUCUCAUAUUCUAUAGCGUUCACGAGAACGCCGAAGAUGAUAUCCUUCGCGACUUUUAAUCUCGGGACGCAAAGAGCAAUCUCCUGUUUCUGAUCGUGGCUGGGUGGUGGACCACUGAAAACGUGUCUUUCGUAAUCGAGUCUAUAGCUGCCCGAAAACUGCCGACUUCUACAUACCUUCUGACAAAAAAAAA
Molecule: messenger RNA, 2057 nt
Organism: Frieseomelitta varia
Lineage: Eukaryota; Metazoa; Arthropoda; Insecta; Hymenoptera; Apidae
Product: CYFIP-related Rac1 interactor B
Exons: 8
Coding region: 773-1786 (337 amino acids)
Biological process (GO): regulation of actin filament polymerization
Molecular function (GO): small GTPase binding
Source: RefSeq, a predicted model, not a curated record